AUGGGGGGCAAGUCUGCAAACAAGGCCGGCUACUUCGACAAGCUCAAGGGCUUGUUGGAGGCCUACAAGUCGAUCUUCAUCGUCACCAUCGACAAUGUCUCCUCGCAGCAGAUGCACGAGAUCCGUCAUGCCCUCCGCGGCAAGGGCGUCGUCCUGAUGGGAAAGAACACCAUGGUCCGCCGUGCGCUCCGAACCUUCAUCCUCGACACCCCCGAGUAUGAGAAGAUCCUGCCUCACGUCAAGGGAAACGUCGGCUUCGUUUUCACCAACGACGACCUCAAGGAGGUUCGCGACAGUCUUCUGGCCAACCGAGUUGCCGCUCCUGCUCGUGCCGGUGCCCUGGCCCCCGUCGAUGUUUGGGUCCCCGCUGGAAACACCGGCAUGGAGCCCGGCAAGACGUCCUUCUUCCAGGCCCUCCAGGUCCCUACCAAGAUUGCCCGUGGUACCAUUGAGAUCACCACCGAUCUUAAGCUCGUCGAGGCCGGCAACAAGGUCGGUCCCUCCGAGGCCACCCUGCUCAACAUGCUCAACAUCUCCCCCUUCACCUACGGUAUGGGCAUUGCCCAGGUCUACGACCAGGGCCAGAGCUUCCCGGCCGAGAUUCUCGACAUUGGUGAGGAGCAGCUCCUCAAGGCCAUGAGCAGCUGCAUCAACGCUGUCGCCACCAUCUCCCUGGCAAUCAACUUCCCCACCUUGCCUUCGGUUAUGCACUCCCUCGUCAACUCGUACAAGAACCUCUUAGCCGUUGCUGUCGAAACCGAGAUCACAUGGCCCGAGAUUGAGCAGCUCAAGGACCGCAUCGCCAACCCCGAUGCUUACGCCUCUGCUGCUCCUGUUGCGGCUGCUACCUCUGGUGGCGCCGCCGAGGCCAAGCCUAAGGAGGAGGAGAAGGAGGAGGAAGAGGAGGAUGAUGAGGGCUUCGGUGGUCUCUUGUACGUGCCCUUGUUGUGCCCCCUGAUGAUUUGGUUCAAGCUAACAGUGCCUACAGCGACUAAAUGUCGGUGCAUCACGUUGGAGUUCGACAGGCUGCAUUCGCUUCAUUUCGAUUCAUGUUUCAUGGAUUUGCAACGUGUAGAUAACUCGCCCGCAAGAUUUCGCAAGCUCUUGCGGCGAUCGGAUGACACGGGAAUACUGAACGCGAUGCCUACUGAACCAGAUUCCAGCGUGAACUGA
Molecule: messenger RNA, 1173 nt
Organism: Drechmeria coniospora
Lineage: Eukaryota; Fungi; Ascomycota; Sordariomycetes; Hypocreales; Ophiocordycipitaceae
Product: 60S acidic ribosomal protein P0
Exons: 2
Coding region: 1-1173 (390 amino acids)
Biological process (GO): ribosomal large subunit assembly; cytoplasmic translation
Cellular component (GO): cytosolic large ribosomal subunit
Molecular function (GO): large ribosomal subunit rRNA binding; structural constituent of ribosome
Source: RefSeq, a predicted model, not a curated record